AUGAGGUACUGGGGAGAGAACAAAAAGGCCAAUAUAAAAAGUAGUAGUACGACUCUCUCCCAAUUUUUAGACGAGGAACUAGAAGAAGCGGAUCGUUUGAUUGGGCCGAGCAAUAUGAACGACCGUGGUCCCUUGGGUCCAGAGUAUUAUUGUCGUACGCCUACCCGUCGAGUGCUGAAAUCUCAACAACAACAACAAAGACAAGAACAAGAACAAGAAUCCACAUUAUGUCGAGAAGCCGUAUUAAUGACAGAAUUGCAGGAAGCUAAAGAUAUUAUUCAUAAUCUUAUUUCGGAUCGCGACGCUAUUAUUACUCAGUUUCGAGAGGUCCAACACGGACUCUUGCAGCAAAACAGUGCAAUAAAUUCAACAGGGAGUGAACUCCAAGUACUUAGACAGAAACUGGAGGAUCGUGAGACUACUAUUAGUAUUUUGGAACGACGUCUCAAAGAGGCGGAUUCAGAACGACAAUCAUUACAAGAGAUAAAGUAUAAAUAUGAACAAGGACAGAUGAAUGAACGUCAAUUACAUGACCGUAUAAUGAAACUAGAAUGCGAUGUAGAAACAGAGCGAAUCAAGAAGGAGAUAAUAAUGUCACAAUUGGAAGAGUCUAAACAGCGUAUUCUUGAAGAAGGUACUCGUUGGCGUGAAAGGUGCCAAAACGCAGAAGAUCGUAUUCGUGUCUUGGUAGAGUUACAGCAGCAACAACAACAACAACAACAACAAUCACUUAUGUUGCUAACUUCUUCUAGAUGUGGUGGUGAUAAGGAACAGCGUGAUGAAUCUACUAUUUCUUUGGAUCGUAAUGAGUAUACGUCUCUCGUAAAGAAAAACUCGGAACUUGAAAUGCGGUUGCAACUUCAGUGUGAUAAUGGAUCUCAAGAUGGACAACUCGCAUGGAAAACUAUUCAAGAAGAAUUAAAACAAACAAGGAUCAUUUAUCAUAAAGUUAAUACCGAAAAGCAAAAAUUACAAAUUCACUUGGAAAAGAUGCAAAGUGAUCUACUGGAACAACAAGAGAAACGAACUUUAGCUGAGAUUGAAUUGCGAACUGCAAGGGAAAAGAUUGAAGAAUUAGAAGAUCUUCUUGAAAGACUUGCCAAACAGUCAGAUAAACUGCGUGAAGAAAAUGAACAACUUCGUGAAUCUACCAGGAGUCACGUUCACCCUGAGAAUAUGGUGUCACAGACUCAUAUAGAAGGGGGAGAAGUAAUGGAAGCACAAUUAAAUGCACUUGGCAAUAACUUGGAAACGGAAAAAACUCCUCUACAGAAGGAGGAUAGAAGUGGGAAUAAGAAUAAGGAGGAAUGUAGACAAGAUAGUUUGCAAGCUAGUGAAACGAUUAUACUUCUUGAGCGUGCUUUACAUGAAUCUUUGAUGCAGCGAGAGCGGUACGAAGCGGUAGUGGAAAUUGACAUGGAGCGCCUUCAGCGUCAGUUAGAAGCAGCAGAGAAUGCUCUGAAGAAAGAGAUUCGUUCUCGGGAGCGUGUACAAGAACAGUAUAUGGAAGAAUGUGAGAAAGUUUUACUUCUUACUACAGAGUUGCGCAGUUUGGCUAGUGAAUUGGUUAGAUUGGAGAAAAAAGUACAGGAAGUGACGCUUUCUAGGGGACCGACAUCAUGA
Molecule: messenger RNA, 1623 nt
Organism: Trypanosoma theileri
Lineage: Eukaryota; Euglenozoa; Kinetoplastea; Trypanosomatida; Trypanosomatidae
Exons: 1
Coding region: 1-1623 (540 amino acids)
Source: RefSeq, a predicted model, not a curated record